Messenger RNA from Aspergillus fischeri NRRL 181, 1974 nucleotides. RefSeq lists its product as uncharacterized. The coding region runs from base 1 to 1974 and encodes 657 amino acids. Lineage: Eukaryota; Fungi; Ascomycota; Eurotiomycetes; Eurotiales; Aspergillaceae. The record is from RefSeq and is a predicted model, not a curated record. The transcript has a single exon.
AUGGAGCAUCAGUUCUUCCUAAAAUUAUCCCAGUUCCCAGUUAUUAUAUGCCGGAUAUGCCGCCAUGGUGUCUGGCCUAGUGAGGUUAGUAGCCAUCUACAGGGGAAGAAUCAUCAUCUCCCACAGGCAACCGCGAAGCAGGUUCACAAGGCCAUUCAGGGGUGGGAUGGCAUUGAGCAUGAUCCCCUAGCUAUUCAAUGGCCAGCUAGUCUAGCUCAAUCAAUCCCUGAGCUGGAUGAGUACCCAGAUGGGUUACUAUGCCAGCAUGCACCUAUGCAAUGCCACUAUAUCACAAGAUCAAUCAAAACCAUUAAGCGACAUUGGCGUGAGCAUCAUGGGUGGAAGGUCCUAUAUAAAGGGGGCCGACCUAAUCACCAUGAGCAGGAACAGGCCCAAACUAUGGUCCAACAGGGGUUCAAGGUAGUGACCUGCCAGCAGUUUUUCCCUUCGCGAAAGGGGUCCCACUAUAUCUGGGUUCGAAGCCCUGAGCCCCUGGCUAGGCCAGCAGGCCCUGCGCCUAGCCUGGGUGUCCAGGCUGCGGUAGAUGAGGUGGUGCAGGCCUGGGAGCAGGCCCAGGCCCGGGCUAAGGCAGACCAGGCCAUCCAGGCCAGCCAGUUAACUGACGCAAACCCCUGGCUGCGGAUGACUCGGUGGGCCGACUAUCUGCAGGGCAUCCAGGCCCAUGACCUGCUAGCCUGCGUGGCAGCCCCGGAGGAAGAUCCCCAGGAUGCCACUGAGCAGUGUGUGCAGGUCGUCUGGGCCACCAUGGAGCAGGUCGCCCGCAAGAGCCAGCAGACAGUCCAGCAUUGCAGCCAGGCCAUCCGGGUGGAAGCCGUCCGGUCUGAAAAGGGGCAGACCCCGCACCGGCCAUUAUUAGCAUACAUGGACGAGGCCGCAAUCCAGAAGCAUGUCCGUCCAUGGCAGCAGAUAUUAGCAUUCAUCACCCGCACGCAGGCCCCACACAACUGGACCAGCCCGAAAUACGGGAUGACCACCCGGCAGCGCCAGAAAUGGCGGCAGCUGUGGCAGCUAGCUAGCCAGGCUGUAGUUCCAGAGGAACUAGAGGGCCUAGAGGCAUGGUCCAUGACUACUAUAGAAAAAGCAUGCUUAGAAUUUUGCAUUGAGCUGCUAAACCAGCGCCAUCGCAGCCAUGAAUAUGAGAGUGUAUUAGUAUGCGCCAUGGCUGUGCUGGGCCAGGGUGAGGCAGGCUGGCGCGACCCUGAGAGCUACCCCCCAAUAUUAUCCCGCGUGAUCAAGGUGGCCCGAUUCAUGGUGGUCCAGAAAGCAUUAUGGAUGGACCCUAAUCCAUGGCAGAUCAUUCAGACCUGGGUGCAGAAGGACCAGAGCGCUGAAUGGGUGCUAGCUAGCGCAGAUGAUCAACUCGGGGAGAUUGAUGAGGGAUAUGGCAGUGAUGACCCCCUAUCAUCACCACCAUCAUCGCCCCCAUCAGCCAUCCAUAGUGAUGACCCAUUGCCCGCGGUCAACAUUCACCCAAGCCGCCGACCAUUCCAGGAGCAGGUGACAUGGAUGAUGCACCAGUUUAUGAUCCGUGGGACGCACGGCCCUAUGGAAACAUUAUUAGACUGGCGCACAUAUGGGUUAAAGGUCCAUUAUAAUCAUACUGUGCCCGGGCAUGUGACGUGGAUGGGGGAGGACCAGUUAUUAUACCAGCAGAUAGCAUUCAGCAUGGGGGAUUUUUGGGGGUUUGUCCAUGGACUGGUGACCGUGGCUAGGGAGAUACUGGGCCAUUUAUGCAUGCAGGACCAUGCGCAGAUGCCCCCCAUUCCAUGGACAGCAUUAUAUGACGAUCCCAGCCAGAGCCAGGCCGGGUGGAACUUUGUGCAUGACGCACGGACCCAGUGGCCGGUGGAUGGGACCCACUGGAUGAUUGACCGGCUGCGGGCCGAGCCGACCAUGCAGCGGCAUUUCCUGUGGGGGGGCCGAUUCCACCCCACCGCCAUCCAGCAGUAUUAG